AUGAAUAAAGGAUCAAGGACUUACGCAGCGCCCGUACCGAAGAUGCCGCCAGGGCUCAUAGAACUUAUGGAAGGUUUAAGCAAAGAUGUAUUGAAACAUAAUCCGUCUAACGUCUAUGAAUUUUGUGCGAAUCAUAUGAAGAAAUUGUUGCAGAUACGAGAUAAUAAAAAAAAUAACACAUUAAAUCUGCAAAGAAGGAUAGCAAAAGCUCAAGAAAUCAUAAGGCAAAGAGCUAAGCAACGAUGUGAAAAUAACAUAGAUUUACAAAGUGAAAAGCAUAAAACGUUCUCAGAUCAUGAUGGUAACAUAUUAGAACAAACAUUAACGAGUGAUGAAAAUUUAGUACCUGCUACCGAACAGUCAGACAAUGUAGUGUCAGAGCUUAGAAUUCAGGGCGAUUUGAAUAUCUCACAAGACGUUGAUAAUAAGGAGACUGAUUUUUAUAUGGAGAGAGAUCCCGAAAAUUUGGAAAAUAAGGAGAAUACAGAGCACAAAAGUACUGAUGACCUAGAAAAUAAUUCAUAUAUAAACAACGUGGAGCUUGAUUUUGAAAGUAAACAGCAAGAAGAAUUACACACAAAUGAAAUGCAACAGGGUUCUGAAGAUGCAAACUGCACCAAUGACGAAGAAACUUCUAUCUUGGUUUCGGACACCAGCCCGACAGAGACCCGUCUGAUCAAUGAAGACGUAGGAAAUAUUAUUCCAGAUCUUGAAGCAUCAUCUUUGGAAGUGCCAAAUCUUAAGCAGCAACAAAUUGAUGCAAAUAGUACCUUAGUAUUGCCCGAAAUUUUUACUGAUAGUUCGGAAGAAAUUAAAGAAUGCAAAAAGGAAGACGAUCACGUAAAAGAUAAAGUUUCAAUCACAUUUAAUGAGGCUGAUAAGAAAAAUGACGAUUUUAACGACGUUAAUAUUAAAAAGGCUGUAGUUCAACAUAACGUUAUGGAUUUAGAAACGGCAGCAAUAACAAUACAAAAAGUUUUCAGGUCAUUCCUUUUCAGGACUAAAACAGCAAGUGUAGAUGAUGCUACAAAUGUCGAUAUAAAUCUGUUUAUUAACGAUGACAAUGGCAUUCUGCACAACAAUACUCACAAUAAAGAAAGAAGGGGAAUAAGCAGGAUGGACACUGUACUACAAACAGUUAAUGAGGAAAAGUCAUUGUCAUUAUCAACAGACGAUUCUUCUACUUUAUCUAGUGCUGCAACGGUUAUUCAGGCUCACAUUAGGGGGUUUCUUGUCAGAAACAAAUUAAAUCCUUAUAAAUCUCCAUCUACAUCUCUUAUUGAUACCAAGGGUCUAUCUGUUGCAUCUUUUGAGGAUGAUAUUGAUCAGCAAAAAGGCAAAACAGUGUUGAAUAUACAUAUAGUGCCCGAAAGGGGUGGUUUUGAUAGCAAAGAUGAGAGUUUACUGAAUUCCAUGGAUUUAUCGAUGGACGGCAGUCCAACUUCCAUGUCUUUACAUCCACAUAGUUAUGAUAUAAGCGAACGUAGAAAAAAAUUAAAGCGUGAAGAUGCCUUUCAAUCGGUAUCACCGCCUAGUAAUAACAGCAGCAGUAGGGUGAGUGAAGACAUUGACUCCGUUAAAGAAAUUUUAGUGAACGGUAAUUCUAAAGACAUGUCCUACAACGAUGUAAAUAGUGGCUCGGUCGAUAAUGCGGGAAAAACAGAUUUGGAAGAUAACAAAAUUAAAACAGCUGUUGAAAAUGAGGAUUAUUCGCCACCAACAUCUAGAGAGAAACAAGAUAUGUCUGAUGAGAAGGAUGUCGUAACCCCGUUCUCUGAUAUUGAGAAGAGAUCUUUUGAAUCAAAUAGUGAAACAUUGACUCACUCCGGUGAGUUUCAUGAAGUUGUUCUGCCCACUAAAGUGUCCCGAAGCGACACUUCUAUCGUCCGUGAGUUUCAUGACGUUUUGGCAUAUCUAUUACUGUGGAAUUACUCAUAA
This is a messenger RNA of Leptosia nina, 1938 nucleotides long. Lineage: Eukaryota; Metazoa; Arthropoda; Insecta; Lepidoptera; Pieridae. The record is from the annotation of a GenBank genome assembly.